AUAAAUAUUCCUCUGAAUCGGCUUACUUUAUAACCCGCCUUCUGCCAUUGCCGGUUGCUCAUCCGAUCCGCCAUCUAAAACUGCUGAUACCAAUAGGAUUCAUCAAGCAUGGCGGCAGCUUCCAGGAUCUCUUCAUUGCUUUCCCGUUCAUUGGCUUCCUCAACCUCUUCUUCUCUGAUCUCCAAAGGGAGGAUCUAUGGAGUGGGGAGAUCAGUGGUUUGUGGCUACACCACCGCUGCUGCUUUAGAGAAACCGAUUACUCCUUCGGUCAAAGUGACCUACACGAAGCUUUUAAUCAAUGGAGACUAUGUUGAUUCAGCUUCAGGCAAAACUUUUCCGACGUAUGACCCCAGGACUGGAGAUGUGAUUGCUCAUGUUGCUGAAGGUGAUGCCGAAGAUAUAAAUCGAGCAGUUUCCGCAGCACGCAAGGCGUUUGAUGAAGGACCCUGGCCAAAGACGACUGCUUAUGAAAGAUCAAGGGUAUUAUUCAAAUUUGCUGAUCUUAUUGACCAACAUACUGAAGAACUUGCUACACUUGAGACUUGGGAUAAUGGGAAGCCAUAUGAACAAGCUGCUAAGGUUGAACUGCCGAUGAUCUCCCGCCUGAUCCGAUACUAUGCUGGUUGGGCAGAUAAGAUUCAUGGUCUUACAGUUCCAGCUGAUAGUCCCCACCUUGUGCAAACCAUACAUGAACCAAUUGGUGUUGCUGGUCAAAUUAUUCCAUGGAAUUUCCCUCUUCUCAUGUUUGCUUGGAAGGUUGCACCUGCCUUGGCAUGUGGCAAUACCGUCGUCGUUAAGACAGCGGAGCAGACUCCGUUGUCUGCUCUUUAUGCCGCCAAGCUACUUCAGGAGGCUGGGAUUCCUGCAGGUGUUGUAAAUGUGGUUUCAGGUUAUGGUCCAACUGCUGGUGCUGCUCUUGCCAGUCAUAUGCAAGUCGAUAAGCUUGCUUUCACUGGAUCAACUGAAACUGGAAAAAUUGUCCUUCAAUUGGCUGCAAAAACCAAUCUUAAGCCCGUAACAUUGGAACUUGGGGGAAAAUCGCCUUUCAUCGUAUGCAAGGAUGCUGAUGUUGACAAGGCAGUUGAGCUGGCUCACUUUGCUUUGUUCUUCAAUCAGGGACAAUGUUGCUGUGCUGGUUCUCGUACAUACGUACACGAGAGUGUGUACGAUGAAUUCUUAGAGAAGGCGAAGGCGCGUGCAUUGAAACGUAGCGUCGGCGAUCCAUUUGUAGCAGGUAUUGAACAAGGUCCUCAGAUUGAUUCAGAACAAUUCGAAAAGAUCAUGAAGUACAUAAGAUCAGGCGUCGAAAGUGGAGCAACCCUCGAAACCGGUGGCGAGAGGAUCGGAGACAAGGGCUACUACAUUCAGCCCACCGUUUUCUCCAACGUAAACGAAAACAUGUUGAUCUCAAAGGAUGAGAUAUUCGGUCCAGUACAAUCCAUCCUGAAAUUCAAGGACAUCAACGAGGUUAUCCGGAGGGCGAACACGACCACUUAUGGGCUGGCGGCCGGUGUGUUCACGCAGGACAUAGACACGGCGAACACGUUGACACGAGCAUUGAAAGUGGGAACGGUCUGGGUGAACUGCUACGAUGUGUUCGAUGCGGCUAUCCCGUUUGGUGGGUACAAGAUGAGUGGACAGGGAAGAGAAAAGGGUAUUCACUGUCUUAGCAAUUACUUGCAAGUCAAGGCAGUAGUCACCCCCUUGAAGGAUCCGGCAUGGAUCUAAAAUUUGUUCCGCCACGAGUCUUUUACGUUACUGCAUCUGUUUCAUUACCUGGCGGAAAUAAAGAGAGAAAAUUGUGGGGGAAAUAAUUAUAAUUAAGCCAAGAGUGUGAGUUUAUCAUAGCUUAAU
Hibiscus syriacus is the source of this 1854-nucleotide messenger RNA. Its product is annotated as benzaldehyde dehydrogenase, mitochondrial-like. NCBI's taxonomy places the organism in Eukaryota, Viridiplantae, Streptophyta, Magnoliopsida, Malvales, Malvaceae. The record is from RefSeq and is a predicted model, not a curated record. The coding region runs from base 109 to 1728 and encodes 539 amino acids. Gene Ontology annotation, molecular function: aldehyde dehydrogenase (NAD+) activity. The transcript has 9 exons.